CUCACGCCUGAAGGGGGCUCGGAACCGCCCCGAGCCGCCGGCCGCCGGCCCCUCGAGCCCGCGGGGAGGCCGAGGCGGCUCCGCAGCGGCUCCGGCGGCGGCGGGGAGGGAAGGAGGGCGGGGGGGAGGUCCCGGCGCUGAUGUCAGCGCGGCCGCCCCGCCCGCCGCCGCAGUGACAGCUCCGCCCGGGCCCGGCGGGGCCGAGCCGAAGGCAGCUGGGGCUGUGGCGGCGAGGGAGGGAAGGAGGGAAGGAGGAGAGGAGCCGGCCAUGGCCGACGACUUCGGUUUUUUCUCCUCGUCCGAGGCUGGAGGCGCCGAGGAGGACCCGGCCGCCGCUUUCCUGGCGCAGCAGGAGAGCGAGAUCGCGGGCAUCGAGAACGACGAGGCCUUCGGGCCCGCCGACGGGGAGGGGGCCUCCGCCGGCCCCGGGCAGGCGGCCCCGCAGGAGCCCGCUGGUUUCCAGAACGGGGGAGCCACUGUCAACGGCGAUGUUUUCCAGGAGUCCAACGGCCCCACGGACGCCUACGCGGCCAUAGCCAAGGCUGACCGGCUGACCCAGGAGCCCGAGAGCAUCCGCAAGUGGAGGGAGGAGCAGAAGAAGCGCCUGGAGGAGCUGGAUGCUGCCUCGAAGGUGACGGAGCAGGAGUGGCGCGAGAAGGCCAAGAAGGACCUGGAGGAGUGGAACCUGCGGCAGAACGAGCAGAUGGAGAAGAACCGGGCAAACAACAGGGCCUCGGAGGAAGCGUUCCUGAAGGAGUCCAAGGAGGAAAGCCCGGGCUCCGAGUGGGAGAAGGUGGCCCAGCUCUGCGACUUCAACCCCAAGAGCAGCAAGCAGAGCAAGGACGUCUCGCGGAUGCGCUCGGUGCUCAUCUCCCUCAAACAGACGCCCCUGUCCCGCUAGGGCCGCCUGGCAGGGCCCGGCCGGGCCUUGAGGGGGGGGUCCCUGGGUCCCUGCCCUCUGCAGUCGGUGGUUGUAACUCUCCCCGUGGUUUUCCUUUUGCUUCAGGGUGCGUCGGUCUCUUUCUACACAUAUUUAUUACUGUGGCAUUUCCCCGGGAAGCUGUUAGCAAGGGGAUCCCCCAGCCCGAGCCGUGCCCGGGGCCUAACACCCCCUGGGUGCUCCCCACCUCACCCGGUGGAGCAAACCUGCCUGCCUCGGGGGUCCCAGAGGGAUCCUGGCUCCCCUCUGCCCUCCUGCGGGGUGUAGGGCAGGGCUGGGGGCUGGGGGCACAGCCCAGACCCUGCUCCACCCCACAAGACCCCGUGGGGAGCCCAGGUGAUGCCACAGAGCUGGUGGGAACUGAGGAAUGUGAGUGCGGGCACCCCAAAAAUUCACAGUUGUGGUGUCUUGUGCCCUGUGGUGCUGGGUGCUGGGAAGGGGGCACGGGACAGGAGUGCAGGGUGCUCCCCGCCCCUCUCCUGUUGCCCCCGACUGUUGGGGUGCCAGGUUUUGGGGGCCUGGGCUCUGCUCUGCUCCUCCCCCUGCCUGGAGGAGGGCAGCUGGAGGCCGUGUGGCUGCAGGGAAGCAGGUAGGAGGUGUGGCUGCUGCGGGGCAGGGCGAGCCUCCAGCUCCCUUAACCCGGGCAGCCGCUCUCGGGCUUCUCCCCGGCCCAAUUCCUGCUGGGUUUGCGCCCCAGAGGCAGCAGGGCAGGGGGCUGCUCCCGUUCCCACCCCGUAAGGCUGCUUUCUCCCCUUGCUGGCGGGACUGGCAGUGCCCCCCUGGCUGGGGGGGCAGCUCUGCUCGUGCUGGGGGUGGGAGCAGGCAGCAAAGCAGAUCAAUCAGCCAGCAGAGCCUCGCUGCAGAGCCCUGCUCCCCCUCUCCCUGCAGAGCAGCUGAAUUGCCUCUGGCUGCCUCCCGGGGAUCAGGAGCCCCCCGCGGCCCCGGCUGCUGCGUCCCCUGUGCUGGGUGGGGGCUUCCAGCCCUCGGGGAGCGGCGCCCACAGCUCUUCUACAUCCCCUCAGCUUCGGUAUCAUGUGCCCGUUCGAAUCACCUGUUACAAUAAACCAACAUCUCCAAACUGA
This is a messenger RNA of Anas platyrhynchos (mallard), 2022 nucleotides long. It is a transcript of the gene CLTB, whose product is annotated as clathrin light chain B. Gene Ontology annotation, cellular component: clathrin coat of trans-Golgi network vesicle; clathrin coat of coated pit; postsynaptic endocytic zone cytoplasmic component. Gene Ontology annotation, biological process: clathrin-dependent endocytosis; intracellular protein transport. NCBI's taxonomy places the organism in Eukaryota, Metazoa, Chordata, Aves, Anseriformes, Anatidae. The record is from RefSeq and is a predicted model, not a curated record. Gene Ontology annotation, molecular function: clathrin heavy chain binding; structural molecule activity.